CCGGCGCCAUUUUGUUCGAGGUGGGCGGGAAGGUGAGGAAGCGGCGGCGGCGAGGGCGGGGGAUGCCUCUGCUGCCGCCGCUGUUGUCCACCGGAUAGGGCGUCUGAGGGGAGCCGUCCUCGGGCGGCUAUCCGUGCCAUGGACCCGACUGGGCCGCGUGGGCCGCCUGGCGGGGUCGGGGGAGCCCCGCCGCCUCCUCCGUUACAGCCCCGGGAGUACAAGCUGGUGAUGUUGGGCGCCGGAGGCGUCGGCAAAAGCGCCAUGACCAUGCAGUUCAUUAGUCAUCGUUUCCCAGAAGACCAUGACCCCACCAUCGAGGAUGCUUACAAAAUGCGAAUAAGGAUUGAUGAUGAACCUGCUAAUCUGGACAUUUUAGACACAGCAGGCCAGGCAGAAUUUACCGCCAUGAGGGACCAAUACAUGAGGGCAGGCGAAGGGUUCAUUAUCUGUUACUCAAUCACAGACCGCCGAAGCUUCCAUGAAGUGCGCGAGUUCAAGCAGCUUAUCUACCGUGUUCGGCGCACAGAUGAAACUCCCGUGGUUCUCGUGGGGAACAAGUCUGAUCUAGCUCGUCUCAGACAGGUCCCCAAGGAAGAAGGUUCAGCCUUGGCACGCGAGUUUGGCUGCCCUUUCUUUGAAACUUCAGCUGCCUUUCGCUACUAUAUCGAUGAUGUGUUUCACACUCUGGUUCGAGAAAUCCGAAGGAAGGAGAAAGAAGCAGUCAUGGCGCUGGGGAAGAAAUCCAGGCCUCGGACGAGUGUGUGGAAGAGGUUGAAAUCUCCCUUCCGGAAGAAGAAGAAGAAUUCUGUGACAUGAAUCAAAUAUGUCUGUCAGCCAAAUAACUGUGUGGCUUGCAGGAGAACCAAAGCAGUCCAGCAGCCCUUUGGAGCCUUGUGCUUGUUUCUGCUGACCGUGCCAAUCAAGAGACUUUUGUGUGUUCAAAACUGGAUGGAGUGAUUCUGCCCUGCCACCAAGAGUGUCGCGCUACAUUGCGUGCUUUGAAAGUUUGUUUAAUCUGUUUCUUCCUGGAGAAGACUUGGCAAAGAAAAGUAACAAUUGAUCCAGAUGGCCAUAAAUCAGUUUUGCAAAUAAGUGCAAGUCGCAUAGCCAACUAGUCUGCCCGUAUGUAUUUUGUGCCUCGCAAGGUUGGCUUGUGCCAGUUGGUCUGAUAUUUUAAACAGUUGCCAACAUUAGGAUACCUUCUGGAUUUGGGUGUUGGUGUCUCAACAGCAUUUCACAGGGUUAUAGUUGAGUCCUAAUUUUGCUGUUCAGAAGCCUUGUUGCAUAAGCUAUAUAUUUCCCCCCCUAGGAAGGUAGCAAAAUGUACACGAAUUUGAUGAAGUUGAUUUGUUGGGAUUUGUGGGCCACUCGUGUAGCAGGUUUGCUACAAUUGGUUGCUUCAAGCAUGGGGGAAGAAUGCUAAAAGAUUUGUGCCAAAUCUUUAUUCUUGUGUAUUUUUCCACUAAGUUGAUUCCUCUCGGGAUGGGGAUGGGGAUGAGCAGAUCAGUGUCUGUCAGCAAAGUUGUUGAAAACUUCAAAGCACAGGAGACGCCAAGAGUAUGCACAACUAUUGCACAAGUUUCUUAGCAUGUGCAAUUUUGACUGUUUCUGUAAUAAUUGACACUCGAGAUGCAUUGGUAGUCUCUCUUUUAAAUACCUUUCCCAGUGCCAUAUUCUUUUAGAUUUUGCAGGAAAUGUUACCGUUUUUUCCCCUUCCAUGUGGAGUGGGGAGUACUGGAUUGUGCAGUAUUAACUGGAGAUGAACUUACACCACUUUUCUGGGAUUCUUGUCCCAGUCUCUGAAAUUCAUAGGAAACUGCAGGUGAGAGCUUUCUUGUUAGGAAGUUUCCCUGCCUCCUUCUGAGGGGUGGUGGUGAUCUGUGACCAGUGAAAAAUAGAAAGGUGCUGCAGGAAGGAGUUGAACUGGGCAUAGUGGUUGUUACUGGGAAGUUGGAGAGUGGUGGUGUCAAGUGGCUAUUGUGAAAGGGUGAUUGUCGAGGGGCUGUUGGUUGGAAGCUGACCCACUGACCUGUGGCGCAAUCGGGUGGGUGGACACAGCAACAGCUUUCGCUGUGAAAAAUCCAAGGUCGGUCCAGUUCAAAAAGGAUCUUUGGUAGCAAGGCUGGGAAAGACCCUCCUGCUACCUCCACUGAUGGUAGCAGUGUGCUUCAGAAUACGGUUGCUGGAAAACACAGGGGAGGAGAGUGCCGUCGCUCCCAGGUCCUGCUUGGCCACUGUGAGAACAUGAUGCUGGACUAGCUGGGCCACUGACCUGAUCCAGCAGGCUUUUUAAUGUCCUUAUGCUGGGAACCUGGAGAGCUAUUGCUACCCAAGAGUGGACAAUUCUGGGCUAGAUAAAGGGAUGGUCUGAUUCGGUAUAAGGCAGCUAAUACAUGCUUGUAUCUCAGGCCUUAGUUCUAAUCUAAAUCAUCUGGGUCAAUGGAUCAUACCUCAGUGUUGACAUCCUAGUAGGAAUGUGUUGUACGCACGCAGAGUUGUAUUGGUGCUGAUCGUAAAGUGAAAGAUUUUGUACUGUGAUUUUUGUGCAGGGGGAACACUUUGGAAGGAGCACAGAGAGGAUUUUUUUCAGGACUCAGGCCUGUACUUGAAAAUGUAGCAAACCCCAUGGGGAGAGCCACACAAUUUCUUGCCACUUCCUUGCAUUUUUUUUUCAUACACCAGAAGAGCCGCGUGCCUUGGAGAGUUGAAACAUUACCUGGUUUUUGACAAAUACAUGGUUUUUAAAAAUCACCAAGCCAAUAUCUAAUAUGUAUAUCAUUCAGGUGUCAAGAAUAAGCAAAUCCAUCUUGAAUUAAAUUCCCAAGUGCCUUCAGGAAGUCAUAGAGCUGAAUUUCUAUCCCUGGGUUUCAGUUACUAUACUACAAAUGUGAUCAUUUUGCAAAAGAUUUUAAAGGGGGGGGGAUGAGAUGAUACAAUUAGCCAGCUGGAUACAUUAGCCUUUUCUCAAACCUCCUGCCAAGUUUCUUUGUUUGAUCUCCCUGGUCAGAGAAUGACUGGAGAAAGAGUUAAAAUCUUUCUGUUACUUUUUAGGAAAUUAAUCAAGCAAUAAUAAAAUAGAGGCACUUCUUGGGUUCUUGAAGUAUAUUUUGUAUUGCUCUUGAAUUACCAAGUUGUACCAGUUGUAGUAUUUUUAAUAUAUAAAUCUUACUUGCAUUAUGAAUUCU
Lacerta agilis (Sand lizard) is the source of this 3185-nucleotide messenger RNA. RefSeq names its product Ras like without CAAX 1 (gene RIT1). Bases 139 to 816 code for a protein of 225 amino acids. Lineage: Eukaryota; Metazoa; Chordata; Lepidosauria; Squamata; Lacertidae. The record is from RefSeq and is a predicted model, not a curated record. Gene Ontology annotation, cellular component: plasma membrane. The transcript is spliced from 5 exons. Gene Ontology annotation, biological process: Ras protein signal transduction. Gene Ontology annotation, molecular function: GTP binding; GDP binding; calmodulin binding.